CGACAACUUACACGCCAGAGGCUCAAGCAGCGCCGGUUUCCGCUCACAUGAGUUGCUCCCCGGCCUCACCAAGACCCUCACCCACCCUGUCUCGCCCGCCGCCCUCGUGAGCCCAGCCGAAACCGAAUUCGCACACACCCCCAUCGAGGCCACUUUCGCCGAUCGCAUCGAAGGCCCGCCCGACCGCCCCCUCCCCGAUCGCCCGACUGCCACUUCUCGAUCGGGCAUUCAGAGAAGCAGAAGCGGCACAGCCACGCAAGCCGACCAGCAACGCCUGCCCGACGCCAGCGUGGACAAGUUCGUCAUGCAGCCAGGUGAGAAUGGGUACGAGAGUGAAGGAGAGGCGGACGACGAGUCGGAUCGCAAUGAGAUUGGCAUUCUCUCCCCGAACGAGGCGGAACACUAUGACGACGAUCAAUCACAUCCCUCCGAGUCGGACGAAGAGCAUCUUUCGCCCAGCGGAACAGACACGCUGCUCGCCACCGGCCAAUCAUGGGGAGAUCGAGAGGUACGGAGUCCUACCGGCAAGAUAACUCAAUGGAAUAUUGAACAGGCGGCGGACUACAUCUCGUCGCUCGGAAUGGCCAUGCAACAGUACAGUCAGACCUUUGUCGACGAGGCUGUCAAUGGGGAGGCGCUGAUUGCGCUCGGCCACGAUGAGCUGCAAGAGCUUGGCAUCAAAAGCGUGGGUCAUCGCUUGACAAUCCUCAAGGCCAUCUACGAGCAGAAGCUGCGGGCGGGAGUGAAGAUUGACGAGGGUGACUACGUCCCCCUAUCGGCGGAGGGCGACAAGUUUGAUCAAAACGCAAGUCAGGACGAUAUCACCCGUGUGAUUGAGUCAAUCAAACUUCGCGACCAGCGCAUCAUAGCUGCCGAGGCCGAGCUGAGGGCGCUCAAGAUUGAUUUGGAUCGGAUAUCGGAAGAGAACCGCAAGAUACGCGAAGAGACGCUGCCCAUCAUGAGAUUGAUCAAAGAUCAAAGAACACCCUUGCCGGACCCGGCUGGGGGAACGCUACCUUCACCGCGAGACAUCGCCCCUCCGAAACAGGAGGAGAGUAAAGGCAGCUCACUGAGUCGGAAGUUUUCUACCAAGAAGCUGUUCCUGGGUUCGACAAAGCAGCCGUCACCCACGAACCCCACGAUUUCAGGACCAAUCUCACAACCACGAGAAGUACGAGACGAUGGAGGCGCACACCUCGAAGCGAGCGCGGCAGCAAUGGCGGCAAGCAGUCACCUAACCACCAGCAUGACCAGCCAGACAAGUCCGAACAGCAUCCAUAAUCAGCAACUCAGCCCCACCAGUCCGUACAGCGCGCAAGCCCCAUCAUCAGGCGGCUCCUACCACCACACAACUUCCGCACCACGAUCGUUCCAACGUGACGCCACGGCGACCAACCGCCAUCAUGGCCACGUGGACGACUCUGGCACAGGUCACACCACGCCCGGCCACAUCAGCCAGGCCAGCACGGUAGUGCCCGAAUCCAACCCGCAAGUCGAAAUCUUCAAGAGCUUCCGCGUGAGCAUUGAAGAUCCGUGUCGUGUCGUACUACCCGUGGCUCUACGACGGUACAACAUCCAAGACGAUUGGCGGCAGUAUGCGCUGUACAUUGUACACGGCGACCAAGAGCGGUGUCUCGGCUUGGAAGAGAAGCCGCUCCUCCUCUUCAAGCAGCUGGACAAGGAAGGCAGGAAGCCGAUGUUCAUGCUGCGGAGACAUGCCGCACCCGCCGAGGGCUGGAGCAAUAGUGCGAGUGUGGGGCAGGCCCAGGAAGGGGGAGGCGCGAAGCAAAUCCCCGGCGGCGUGCUCUAGAAGAGAUGUUGUGCCUGGCUGUUUCUUGGGAGGCUCGAAUAGGGGGUUUGAGCUGCAGCGAUUGCCUCGACAUUGAUGCCUGUGACUUUGUACAGGAAGCGGCAUGCUCCAGAGGUGUACAGCAAAGGUCACUUGCAUUGGCGAUUCACGAUCUCACCUUGUUAGAAUCUACAUCCGUGAGCAAGGUUGACACAUGCGACUCAAAGGACUCCAUGCCGGAGCAAGAGGGCUGGUGCAGUUGAAUCAAUAGGUCGUUGUGUUCAUCCAGCGAGUACAACAAAAGAUCGCUAAAUACCAGAGCC
Messenger RNA from Neohortaea acidophila, 2112 nucleotides. RefSeq lists its product as uncharacterized. Gene Ontology annotation, biological process: signal transduction. Gene Ontology annotation, molecular function: protein binding. The coding region runs from base 305 to 1810 and encodes 501 amino acids. Lineage: Eukaryota; Fungi; Ascomycota; Dothideomycetes; Mycosphaerellales; Teratosphaeriaceae. The record is from RefSeq and is a predicted model, not a curated record. The transcript has 3 exons.